This is a messenger RNA of Trichomonas vaginalis G3, 1230 nucleotides long. Its product is annotated as ER-associated misfolded protein catabolic process. NCBI's taxonomy places the organism in Eukaryota, Parabasalia, Trichomonadida, Trichomonadidae. Gene Ontology annotation, molecular function: polyubiquitin modification-dependent protein binding. The coding region runs from base 1 to 1230 and encodes 409 amino acids. Gene Ontology annotation, cellular component: VCP-NPL4-UFD1 AAA ATPase complex. The transcript has a single exon. The record is from RefSeq and is a predicted model, not a curated record.
AUGUAUUCAUCUACCCUUAGAGUUGUUCCUCCGGGCUAUUAUGACUUGCCAAAGCUUGAAUACACAGGAAGAGUAAUGCUCCCACUCGAAGCAAUUGCUCAAAUCCACAAUAAUUUCGAUAAUGGACCAACAAUUUCAGUUUUCUGCAUUACUAAUACCAGAACAAAGCAAAAAGUAUAUGCUGGUAUGGCUCCAAGCGAUUCACGAGAUGGUGAUAUCGUUAUGCCGCUCUGGAUGAUGGAUUUCCUUGGUGCAAACCAAGGCGAUAUGGUCAGAGUGCAAUCAGCAAGACCACCGAAUGGCAGAUCCGCUACCUUCCAGCCAUUAGAUUCUUCAUUCAAUAAAAUCUCAGAUCCAGUUACUGUUUUAAGCAAAAGUUUACGUGAUUUCCCUGUACUUACACAAGGAUCAAUUCUUCCUAUAGAUUUCGCUAAGCGCAUCUACAAACUCAGAGUUCUCAAAACAGAACCUUCUGAUGGAAUUUUAAUCAAUAAUGUCAACUUGAACACAGAAUUCGCACCACCCGAUACAGAUUUCAAGCACAGAUGGCUUGAACCAGAUACUGAUUCCGAUCAAUUCGAAGAACUUAAAGAACAUCACGGAAAAACAAUUCGUGGCAAGGAAAUUACCUAUAAAGACGAAAGAAAAGUAUUACAUCCAUCAUUUGCUGAUCGUGAAAAAGAGCGCAAUCAGCCUGGCUACGUUCCAAGUGUUUUAAUCUUCAAAGAAGGCGAUUUCGUCGAACCAGAAGAUAACUCUGGCUCAAAGAUGGUCGAAAUGGAAAAGGCAAAAUACAAGGCCCAGGAAGAAAACAUUUUCGUUGGCCAAGGCCGAAGAAUCGGAAAAACAAAAUCACAAUCUACAGAUAAACUUAAUUCUUCCAACGAUAAUCUUAGAUCUGCAGGUUCAUCGAACAGCAACUUGAAAGCUGCAGCAGAAGAACAGGAAGAACCACAAAAACCAAAAACAAUUUUCUACGGAGUCGGAAGAUCAAUUAACGGCCAUAAAGUACAGGGCGAAAAAGCUCCUCCUAAACAUGAAGAGCCAAAGGAAGAAACUCCGGUUCUUCAAUCCUCAAUUUUCGGAACAGGAAAGACCUUGAGAGGCCGAAUUCACGAAUUCGAUAAACCAAAGGAACCAGAAGCAGAUCCAUCGGCUCUUUACGGAAAACAUGAAGAAAAUCACCAAGAUACAACAUUCAAAGGAAAACCAAAGACAAUUAGGAAUUAA